This is a messenger RNA of Perkinsus marinus ATCC 50983, 498 nucleotides long. Its product is annotated as ubiquitin-conjugating enzyme, putative. The transcript is spliced from 5 exons. Gene Ontology annotation, molecular function: ubiquitin conjugating enzyme activity. Gene Ontology annotation, biological process: DNA damage tolerance; protein K63-linked ubiquitination. NCBI's taxonomy places the organism in Eukaryota, Perkinsozoa, Perkinsida, Perkinsidae. Gene Ontology annotation, cellular component: nucleus. The coding region runs from base 1 to 498 and encodes 165 amino acids. The record is from RefSeq and is a predicted model, not a curated record.
AUGACGAAGAGUUAUGGCCGCAUUGAUAUACCUGUUAUACUGUUGAGGAGGAGUCCCUCGAGACCAGCGAUCGCUAUGGGCUCUGAUUAUGACUCUUGGUGCUUCCCCCUCCCCGAUACUGUAUGCUUCUAUACUGAGCUGGCAGGGCCACAGGGCACCCCGUGUGAUAAUGGAAUUUACAAGUCGGAGAUGUUUUUACCCGAGGGGUAUCCUAUGGAGCCCCCAAAGGUCCGCUUCCUUACGAAGAUAUAUCAUCCAAAUAUCGACAAGUUGGGUCGUAUAUGUUUGGAUAUUCUCAAGGAUAAAUGGUCCCCGGCACUUCAAAUGAGGACCGUCCUACUCUCCAUUCAAGCAUUGCUAUCCGCCCCUGAGCCCGAUCCCCUGGAAACCGGUGUCGCUGAGCAUUUCAAACACAAUAGGGCAGAAGCGGACAACAUUGCCCGGAGCUGGAACCAGAUCUAUGCGAUGCAUAAAAACAGUUGUGAAGUGUCGCUGUGA